Molecule: messenger RNA, 4772 nt
Organism: Vespula vulgaris
Lineage: Eukaryota; Metazoa; Arthropoda; Insecta; Hymenoptera; Vespidae
Gene: ZnT77C
Exons: 8
Coding region: 2531-4054 (507 amino acids)
Biological process (GO): intracellular zinc ion homeostasis; zinc ion transmembrane transport; detoxification of zinc ion
Cellular component (GO): membrane
Molecular function (GO): zinc ion transmembrane transporter activity
Source: RefSeq, a predicted model, not a curated record
UCGGAAGGAGCGGACGAUUUGUAGUUCAAAGGCUAUUACCGUGACCGGAUGUUCGCAACUAACUCUCUCGUUGUUAGAUCCACCUCUGGCUUCGCUCGUGAAGCUAACACGUUCAAUUUAGAUUGACUAUGAACGACUGUCAGUAAAAGCAACGUCACCGUGCUCUCGUGUAUACCUACGAGAGGAAUUUUCAUCAGAAAUCAGCUUAUACAAAUUCGUCAAACUGGACCAAUAUGGACCUAAGGAAGAACAACAUCUUUGUUUUUCAUCGUACGUCGCAUGGAAAUAAGAGAAAACAAAUAAUUCGAUUUGAAUGGAUUCGUGAGCAUAUAUACAUAUAUACAAACAUACCUUACGCCUACGAAAAGUGUCGUGGCUCUUCGGGAACUUUGAAUGAGAACGAACAACGACGAUGAAUCAUUCUACGAAAACUUUUUUGGCAGAUCAGAUAGGAAGAGUUGUGUUUUUUAACGAAGUCAUCUCUCGACCGGUUUUUGACUCAGAAAAAGACAAACAAACGAAAAGAAGGAGUCAUCGGUGAGGAGACAAACAAGGACGAACGUCCUUUCAAGGAGAAAACACACAGGAGAACAACACACAGAUUCCUAACGAUUGUCAUUCGCUUUCUUCGAAGUCAAUACAGCGGAUUCUUGUCCUCUUCGUUAUUCGCUUUUCUUUUCUUUAUCAAGUGGAUCUAUGAAGACGAACGUUUGUGUGUGAGAGAAAGAGAAAGAGAGAGAAAGAGAUAGAGACAGAGACAGAGACAGAGAGAAAGAGAGAGAGAGAGAGAGAGAGAGAGAGAGAGAGAGAGAGAGAGAGAGAGAGAGAGAGAGGGAUAGACGAGGAGAGAGUCAGCUGCUUCGAUGAUAAAAAGCGUUGAGCCGAUUAAAGGGUAACGUCAGUCGGUGUUGUUCCUUCCUCCCUCUUGUGUUGAUCAUUGAUGUGACUGAAAGUCGCAUAAGUUCGUUCAUCUAGUGCACGGGAAUUAUUUAUUUAUCUUUAGAAAUUUUUUAAACUAGUCGAUAUUGUAAGUGUAAUACAAACAAUGAGAAAUAAAUAUACAAGAUCAUCGAGUUGUUCGAUAUCGUUCGUUCCUUUCGAUCUAGAUCAGGAUUAAAUAUGUACUCUAAUUAGUUUAUUUCAUAUUUUAUUAAUAGAACGUCUAUCUGGUAAACAUAAAUCAUAUACACGUACAUAAAUAUAUGAAUAUUAUCUACAAAUGAUAACUUUGAAGAUCGUAUCAUCGAAGACACGUGGUUUAUUUUAAUGAAACAGUAUAUCGACGUACGUGGAUCUAUUAUUUCAUAGGAGAUCAUUAUGAUCAUCGUACAUGGCGUGGGUGGAUCUCGGAAUUAGAUACGUAAUUACCAAAUUAUUCUGCGAAACGUAAUACGUUGGGUCCAUUUUGUGUUAAUUGUGUAUAUAUAUAAGGUCUUUUAUUCGUUAUUCCAAAUGGAAAGUAGAACAUUUGAUCAUUAUGAAAAAAUUUGUCUUAUCGAUUUAAUUUUUUUUUUUUAUUGAGGUGUACGAUACUCGCUUAGAAAAAAAAUAGAGAUUAAACAGCUUUAAAUUCAAGUGCCCGAUAAUAUCGAAGAUGAUACCUUCGUCAAGUGAAAAUGAAAAUGGUGAUCUUUGUACGAUUCAAUUCGAUUUCUUUUAAUAUUUUUAUAAUAUUUCUUAUAUAAUUAAUUAUUUCUUAUAAUAUUUUUAUUUUCAGUAUUAAUAUCUACUAUUUUUUUAAUAUGAAAAAUGUUUGUUUAAUAUUGUGAACGAUGAUUCGUUAUGAAAUGGAAAUGAAAAUGAAAAUAAUGAUAGUUAAAUUGAAUUCGAUCUUUUUUAGAAACUUUUUCUAGAAAAUAUAUAUUGAUGAAAUACCCACAUUAUUGUGUCAUUGACGAUAACUCGGAAUAAAUAGCGAGAACGUAAUCUCCCCUUCGUUAAUAAUCCCUCAUUUUUACUUCAAAGAGAUAUUUUACUAAUAACAUGGCGACGGAUGUAUGUGAAAUAACAAUACGGUUUAUAUAAAAUUUUAUUAUAUUGAAAAUGAGAUUCUCGUAGUCUCGAAAUUUCUGAAAAGAAUCUUUGAAAAGAGAACAUAAAAAUGAUCGUUCAUUUUCACUAUCAGAAGCAUUUUCACAAUAUCUUCUCAAUCCAUUUUAUUAUUGAAUUAUUUAAGUAAAGGUUUUAUAAUAUUGUCAUAUCUUAUUUAGGAUCACUGUUCGAUUCUUUUUCUUUUAUCAAUAUUUAAAUAUUAUAAAAAGAAAGAAACAAAAUUAUCACGUUGUUAGGUGAAAAGGAGAUCAAUGAUUAGAGAUUUGAAAAACGGAUCGAACAUUGCCUCGAAUCGGUCGGUCAACGGUAAUUCUUGGUGCAAUGAAUUACACUGAUUUGCUAUACAUCGUUCUUCCACUAUUUGUACUGUCAGAGAGAAAAAGAAGGAAGGAGAAAGAGAGAGAUAGAUAGAGAGAACGAAAGAGAAAUGAAAAGAGUAAGACUAGGAGCGUUCACCGUGUGACUUUGCUGCAGGGUCAUGCCAGUGAAAGAGUGGUUCAGAAAGCUACAGCCUGUACAGCUGUACUUGGUGGUGUUCUUCACCGUGGCAUUCUUCAUCAUCGAGAUGGUAGCCAGUCAUGUUACACACUCGUUAACGUUACUUCUCAACGCCUAUUAUAUGCUUUGUAACAUUAUUGCAACCCUCGGCUGUCUAGUUUCGAUCAAGUAUGCUCCACGCGAAAGUUACAGAAGUAUUUACAAUAGUACGAGCAGUUCUCUUGGGGAUUCAGUGAUAUGUUUGGACGGCCAGGAACAUGGCUCAAAUACGUCUUUAUCGACGAAGACAAAGCAAUCACGAUCGGACAGGAGAAUGAAGAAUAGUUUUGGAUGGGCUAGGAUCGAUAUCCUAACAAUGCUAAUUUGCUGCAUUCUCCUAGCUUCCUUCUGUUUCUCUCUCGUAGUCGAGGCGUUACAAACGCUGGUUCAUAUAGAUCAUCUCGAUGAGAUGCAUCAUCCUGUGGCUGUACUCUGCAUUGGGGCAGCCGGUAUUUUUCUCAACAUUUUUUGUUACAUUCUCAUUGGUGGAUUCACAUUUAAUCAGGGAAUAUUGUUGCACGUUACCAAUAAUGGGGACGUCAUUUUUAGAAGGAAUAUAAUAUCACAACCAGAGACGGAAGGUGAGCAACGAUUAGCAGUACAAACUAGAAGAAGUCCUUUAGCUGUUCCAAGAAGUCAAGGAUUUCGAAGGAUAUGCCGUGACGUUCUCGGUUGCAUUUUCGUUAUACUUGUAUCAAUAUUAGUGUACUUCACUGAUUCAGGCGUAGCCAAGUAUUUGGAUCCCGUUUUUGCCAUUAUUUCAUCGAUAUCGCUUUUAAUUCUGAGCUAUCCAUAUAUGAAGGAAUCUGGUUUGAUACUACUACAAACCAUUCCAAAUCAUAUUAACAUCGAUUCCCUGAAGAAAGAACUACUUGAAGCUUUUCCAGGUAUCGUCAAUGUCCAUGACUUUCAUGUUUGGCAAUUAACAUCGCAGAAGAUUAUACUAACAGUGCACAUAAUAUUUUUAGAUCCUAUGGUUUACGCCAGUAUCAUUGAUCAAAUAACAGCGUUUUUUAUCGAAAUGGGUAUAACUCAAGUUACUAUACAGCCAGAAUUUCAUAAGAUGAAACCAACCACGGAUAAAACUGAUUGCUUGAUACGUUGUCACGGUGAACUGUGUAGUUUGUCGCAGUGUUGUACGAGAGAAAAGCUUGGACAGAAAUCAUCUUCCGAAGAGUCAUUGAAACACGUACAUGUGAUCAAUAAGAAGUUUGAAAAAAAAGAGAUCAUACCUGCUUCACCGAUGAUAGAUUUAAAAAAAUUUGUGAUACAUGAUGAAGAGAGCCCAGAAUCGGCACCUUCUACGACGAGUGGACCAAACAAUAGUGAGGCAUGCCAAUCGAAUGACGAACAAGUACAAAGCAAAAAAGAUAAUGCUAACGACAAAAGUUCCUAUUCGAUAAGCGUGGACGUUAAUGAUCAAAAACUUGCUGCUAACGACUCGAGUCACGAUACCGUAUCGUAACUUUAUCCUUUUCUCGGCCGAGAAUCGUUACUUCCUUCGCUCGCAUUAUUUUUUUUCCCUUUUUUUUUUGGAAGAAUCUUCCAACGAUAAGACUGUAUUUUAGUAUUAAGUAUUUUUAAUUGUGCAUAGAUAAAAACGUUCUAUCGAUUUUCUGUCGAUUCAAACGUAAAAAUAGAAAAAAAAAGAAAACAAGAUAGAUGGAGACGGAACGAAAAUUAAUUCUACGUCGAAUUUUUAUAAUUCGUAUUGUUAUUUUAUUUUAUCUAAUAUUAGAGAUAGGAGUAUUUCAUAAAUACAGUACAAAUGAUUAAUUUUUCAUUUACAAUCUUAACGCAUGAAUCUAUGUUAAUUGUUUUUGCUAUUUCUUGAACCAAGUCAAACGAGGAUAUUUGACUACAAGAUUUAUUAUAGUUUGACAAAUCGUAAACUGAAAUAAAUAUUUGUUAAAAAAUCUAUUUUUUUUUUUUAUAAAGAGGACGUCGAGAUUUUUAAUGAAAUUCUUAAAUUAGAACGAUCGAGUGGAAUUAUUUAUCGUCUCCAUUGGUAACGUACGGAUCGAUAUCAGCGCCAUCAACUUUUCCACUUGAAAGGUACUUCAACUUUUGCAGUUGAUAACAUUUCCUAUUGAGAUAUGACAUAAGUUACGAAUAAAAUAGAUCUCGAUUUAUUCAUUGUAAAUAUACAUAUAACAAUUAUUUAAAUGAAUUAUUCAAACUAU